CGGCUAUUAUUUUGUGUUUUUUUCGUUGCUUGCAAAUUUUUCAACAAAAUUUUGAAUUUAAUUUAUUUUUUUAAUACACACAACUUAAUCUCUGACCAAAAUAAAAGUCACAUAAGCAGAGGCACACUCUGUUUACAAUGGCGGGCAAUUUCUGGCAAAGCUCGCACUCACAACAAUGGAUAUUGGACAAACAGGACUUGUUGCGAGAACGCCAAAGUGAUUUGCUAGUGCUCAGCGAGGAUGAGUACCAGAAGAUCUUUAUAUUCUUUGCGAAUGUUAUACAAGUGCUGGGGGAACAGCUGAAACUGCGCCAGCAAGUUAUUGCCACGGCUACAGUUUACUUUAAGCGCUUCUAUGCGCGCAACUCGCUGAAGAAUAUAGAUCCGCUGCUGCUGGCGCCCACCUGCAUAUUGCUGGCAUCUAAAGUGGAGGAGUUUGGUGUCAUUUCCAAUUCGCGUCUUAUUUCCAUCUGUCAGUCGGCCAUCAAGACAAAGUUUAGCUAUGCCUAUGCGCAUACACAGGAAUUUCCCUAUCGCACCAAUCACAUACUCGAGUGUGAGUUUUAUUUGCUAGAGAAUCUGGACUGCUGCCUGAUAGUGUUUCAACCCUAUCGCCCACUGCUUCAGCUCGUGCAGGACAUGAGUCAGGACGAUCAGCUACUCACGUUAAGCUGGCGCAUAGUAAACGACUCGCUGCGCACGGACGUCUGUUUGCUCUAUCCGCCGUAUCAGAUUGCCAUUGCUUGUCUGCAAAUAGCCUGCGUCAUUUUGCAAAAGGAUGCCACCAAGCAAUGGUUUGCUGAACUAAAUGUGGACUUAGACAAGGUGCAGGAGAUAGUACGCGCCAUAGUUAAUCUUUACGAGAUGUGGAAAGACUGGAAGGAAAAAGACGAAAUACAAAUGCUACUGGCUAAAAUACCCAAACCUAAGCCACCACCACAGCGUUAAAUUGAGAUUGGACUUGCAUACAUUUUUUUUAUUAUACUACUAUUUAUUAAGAUUAAAGAUAUUGCUUAGAGAUACU
Drosophila busckii is the source of this 1023-nucleotide messenger RNA. RefSeq names its product cyclin-C (gene CycC). Gene Ontology annotation, cellular component: mediator complex; nucleus. The record is from RefSeq and is a predicted model, not a curated record. The transcript is spliced from 2 exons. Bases 138 to 947 code for a protein of 269 amino acids. Lineage: Eukaryota; Metazoa; Arthropoda; Insecta; Diptera; Drosophilidae. Gene Ontology annotation, biological process: positive regulation of transcription by RNA polymerase II. Gene Ontology annotation, molecular function: cyclin-dependent protein serine/threonine kinase regulator activity.